This is a messenger RNA of Haliaeetus leucocephalus (bald eagle), 2685 nucleotides long. RefSeq names its product charged multivesicular body protein 1A (gene CHMP1A). The transcript has 7 exons. Gene Ontology annotation, cellular component: ESCRT III complex; multivesicular body. The record is from RefSeq and is a predicted model, not a curated record. Gene Ontology annotation, biological process: late endosome to vacuole transport; endosome transport via multivesicular body sorting pathway; protein transport. The coding region runs from base 1 to 591 and encodes 196 amino acids. Lineage: Eukaryota; Metazoa; Chordata; Aves; Accipitriformes; Accipitridae.
AUGGACGACACGCUCUUCCAGCUGAAGUUCACAGCGAAGCAGCUGGAGAAGCUCGCCAAAAAAGCCGAGAAAGACUCCAAGGCCGAGCAAGCCAAAGUCAAAAAGGCCCUUCAGCAGAAAAACGUGGAGUGCGCUCGUGUCUACGCAGAGAAUGCUAUCCGUAAGAAGAACGAGGGGCUUAACUGGCUCCGCAUGUCUUCCCGGGUGGAUGCGGUGGCCUCCAAGGUCCAGACAGCAGUGACGAUGAAGGGGGUGACGAAAAACAUGGCCCAGGUAACUAAGGCUUUGGACAAGGCUCUGAGCUCCAUGGACCUGCAGAAGGUGUCUGCGGUGAUGGAUAAAUUCGAGCAGCAGGUUCAGAAUUUGGACGUUCAUACGUCGGUCAUGGAGGACUCCAUGAGCUCCGCUACCACGUUGACCACGCCGCAGGAGCAGGUGGACAGCCUCAUCGUCCAGAUCGCAGAGGAGAACGGCCUGGAGAUUAUGGACCAGCUCAACCAGCUCCCCGAGGGGGCUUCAGCAGUGGGGGAGAGCUCGGUCCGCAGCCAGGAAGACCAGCUGUCGCGGAGGUUGGCUGCCUUGCGGAAUUAAGGUCUCCUGUCGCCCCUGCGGACUGCUGUCCCGCACUGGUGGUGUGGCAUGUGGGGUGGAGGGGCCCGGGACUCCUUCCCCACCUCCGCUACGUCCUUGCUCUGACCCAGCGGCCAGGCGGAGUUGGCUGUCCCCUCCUCCAGCAGCACGUCCCCAGCCCUGCCUGCCUGCAUUUAGACUCUUCUUUUAGGGUGUGACGGUGACGACUUUUCCCAGAGCAGGCAGUGGUCCUGGCAGGGGCUUUCUGAGCAGAGACGGCCUCUUUCUGGGCUUGAGGAACACUUUGCUGGUUCUGAUUUUAGGGUUUGUUUCAUUUGAGAAUCGCUGCUGGUUUCUGGCAGCGUCUCACGAUGCAACGUCCCACUCCUGAUUUAACAUGAAAGGAAUCCUUCUGGAGGCGGGUUGCGGUGUCUUUUGGGGUGCUGCUUGCCUGACUCUCCUCUGUGUGUAGCACAGUUCUGUUACCUGUUUUAGACUGGGUCUCCUAGCUGCGGGCUGUGUUUUCCUCAGGGCCCGCAUCAAGGAGCUGUUUACAAGGAGCAGGGAGAUCCCCACAGGCAGCGGUUUGGGAAGGGCUGUUUUCCCGGCUGUGGUGUUUCUGGGAAGGUUAGUGCCUUGCAGGAAGGGGAGGUUACGCUGUGGCAUCUCUUCCCUCACAGUGACCUUCCCUAGCUGUAGCUGGGAGUCCUCCUUGCAGACUUCACCUUGCUGAUCGCUAGCUCCUUGUCCUGCCUGGCCAAACCUCCCUGGAGCACUGUACCACAAAGUGACCUUUGAAACGCUCGUCCUGCCCUGCGCAAGCCCAUGUGUGUGUGUGUAUAAAUCCACGUGUUCCCCAUCUCCAGCUGCUGUGGUCUGGAAAUGGUUAUGCAGGCCCUGACCUCCCAUGUGGAUCAGUCCCUGCCUCUUGUCCAGCAGCUGGGAGCGGAUUGCAGUGGCUUCCACUCCCAGGCUCGCAGCUGUGGUGGCCACAGCCUUGUCCCCAGAUGUCCCCCAGCUGGAUGGGUGUGACAGUAAAUGCUAAACCAUCCUGAGAGCGUGUCUCCCUGCACUGGCUGUGGCUUGUCCCCUGGAUAUCUGCUGCCGGUUUCCUUUCCGCUGUCCCCACCUUGCCAUAUCUGCUCCGUGCUGCUGCUCGCAGAGCGUGUAACCUGGCUGGAUGAGAGGGGGCUGCUUCCUGCGUCCCCUCUCCUCUUGCUGCUCGCGGGGAAACGCGGCUGCUCAGCGUUCGGAGCCUUCCCCUGGGGCUGAAGUCUUCUGUGCCCCUUGUCCUCUGCGACUCCCAGGCACCACCGAGGUGCUGGAUUGAUGGGAAGCUUGCCGGGAAGGAAAUGUUAGUUUCCUUUGGCUCUCACGAGGAGGAACUUUAACCACAGGCUGUAAAUGAGGGCCAUGCAGCUGCCAGGUCUGGCGAUGCUGAGCUGUGCUUCAUGUAGCCAGGAGCGGGCAGCUGGUCCCGCUGCAGCGGGGCAGCUCUGAUUCAUCGCUUUUCAAGGGAAUUCUAAGGCAGGCAUGCACAGCUGCUGCUUUGGGCUGUGCUGAGAGGGUGGAAGGGAAGCGUGGGGGAGAGCGGGAGGCAGCUCCUACCCACUCCCAGCACUGGCUGAUGUUUCCAGGCUGCUGCGCACCACCCAGGGCACCCAGCCUGUCUGUGUGGACGUGGGGCAGGACUUGCUGCGGGCCAGGGGCCAUCUCCACAGCACUUGCAACGCAAACACUUUUCAUUGUUUUCAUUAUUUCUUCUGAGUUCAGUGGCCUUGGCAGCGUGUGUCUAGUGACCGACAGAGCCUUCUUCCCCGAUGCGUGCAGCCGUGGGGGUGCGGGGUGGUGGCUGAGGAGGAGGAGGAGGUGGCUUUGGGCUAUGAAGUCAUUUGUGCAUGUUGGAGCGUUGGAUCUUGUGCCACUUCACCAUGGGCUGGGCAGAAAGCAGAAUCCCCCCUGGAGACUUGUGCACACACCCUGGAGUGGGUGCCAUGCAUGGGUGCCACCGAUGGGGCUGGGGGGUACCCUGGGAGCCCCUGCCCCUGGAAAUGCUCCUUUUUUCAAUGUGAUGUUUCUCUGUGGUUUCAUUUGUGUGUUUUUUAAAGCUUGUCU